Messenger RNA from Myotis brandtii (Brandt's bat), 2342 nucleotides. RefSeq names its product transmembrane channel-like 8 (gene TMC8). The coding region runs from base 1 to 2049 and encodes 682 amino acids. Gene Ontology annotation, molecular function: mechanosensitive monoatomic ion channel activity. The transcript has 16 exons. The record is from RefSeq and is a predicted model, not a curated record. Gene Ontology annotation, cellular component: plasma membrane. NCBI's taxonomy places the organism in Eukaryota, Metazoa, Chordata, Mammalia, Chiroptera, Vespertilionidae.
AUGGCCCCUCCUCAUCCAAGGGCCGUGGCGCUAACAGACCAGCAGCCCAGGGAGGACGCGCACAGGAGACCGGGCCAGGGGCCAAAGCCCACCCCCACGGAGAGGAGCUGUGGGAGCUGGGGAUGGAGCGGCUGUGCUCCUCCUGGGCGCCCGUGCGGACGCUGCCCUACGCCAUGGUGGACAAGCGCUUCCUCCGGCCUCUUUGGCACCGGAAUCCAGUCCUACUUCACCUUCCUCCGCUUCCUGCUGAUGCUCAACCUGCUGACCGUGCUUCUGACCGCCGGCUUCGUGCUGCUGCCCCUGGUCUGGCUCCGCCCACCGGACCCCGGCCCCGCCCUCAACCUCACCCUCCAGUGCCCUGGUGACCCCCAGCCUGUGACUGCUGAUCCCAGUUUCCACUCCCGACUUUGGAAUGUGUUAACUGGCCGGGCCUUCAACAACACCUAUCUCUUCUAUGGCGCCUACCGGGCGGGGCCCGAGGGCAGCUCCGCCUACAGCAUCCGCCUGGCCUACCUCCUGAGCCCGCUGGCCUGCCUCCUGCUCUGCUUCUGCGGGACCCUGCGGCGGAUGGUGAAGGGGCUGCCCCAGAAGCUGUUCCUGGGCCAGGACUACCGGUCGCCGCUCAGCGCCAAGGUCUUCUCCUCCUGGGACUUCUGUAUCCGCGGCCGGGAGGCAGCCACCAUCAAGCAGCACGAGAUCAGCAACGAGUUCAAGGUGGAGCUGGAGGAGGGGCGUCGGUUCCAGCUGGCGCAGCAGCAGACGCGGACCCAGAGAGCCUGCCAUCUGCUCUCCUACCUGCGGGUCAACUUCCUCAUCGGGCUCCUGGUGGUCGGGGCCAUCAGCGCCAUCUUCUGGGCCACCAAGUACUCGCAGGACUACAAGGAGGAGACCCUGUUUGUGCUGCUGCAGUACCUGCCGCCUGGGGUCAUCGCCCUGGUCAACUUCCUGGGCCCCCUGCUCUUCGUCUUCCUGGUGCAGCUGGAGAGCUACCCUCCCAACACCGAGGUCAACCUCAUCCUCGUCUGGUGCGUGGUGCUGAAGCUGGCCAGCCUGGGCAUGUUCUCCUUCUCGCUGGGCCAGACCAUGCUGUGCCUCGGCCGCAACAAGACCAGCUGUGAGUCCCACGGCUACAACGCCUGUGACUACCAGUGCUGGGAGAACUCGGUGGCUGAGGAGCUGUACAAGCUGAGCAUCUUCAACUUCCUGCUCACCGUGGCCUUCGCCUUCCUGGUCAGCCUGCCUAGGAGGAUGCUGGUGGAGCGGUUCUCAGGCCGGUUCUGGACCUGGCUGGGCCGGGAGGAGUUCCUCGUGCCCACGAACGUGCUGGACAUCGUGGCGGGGCAGACGGUCAUCUGGAUGGGCCUCUUCUACUGCCCCCUGCUGCCCCUGCUCCACAGCGUCUUCAUAUUCCUCACUUUCUACAUCAAGAAGUACACCCUCCUGAGGAACUCCAGGGCGUCCCUGCGGCGGUUCCGGGCCUCGAGCUCCACCUUCUUCUUCCAGCUGGUGCUCAUCCUGGGCCUGCUCCUGGCCACCGUGCCGCUGGGCUACGUGGUCAGCAGCAUCCACUCCUCUCGGGGUUGCGGCCUCUUCACCAACUACUCGGCCCCCUGGCAGGUGGUCCCUGAGCUGGUGGCCCUCCGGCUGCCACCCCCUGGCCAGCAGGCCCUCCACUACCUGGGCUCCCAGGCGUUCAGCUUUCCCCUCCUCAUCCUGCUCAGCCUCGUCCUGACGGUGUGCGUCUCCCAGUCCCAGGCCAACGCCAGGGCCAUCCAGGGGCUCCGGAAGCAGCUGGUGUGGCAAGUCCAGGAGAAGUGGCACCUGGUGGAGGACCUGUCCCGGCUGCUGCCAGAACUGGGCCUCGGUGACUCGCCGGGGCCCCAAUCGCCUCACUCUCCAUCUUCGCGCCCGCGGUCCUUCUGCCCUGGAUUCCCUUGCCCGGGCUCCCCGGGGACCAGGUCCCCCAAGGCCCUCAGGUCCCCCAGGCCCUCACCCUCCCACGCGGAUCCCGCCUGUAGAUUCCGCUUCCCCAGCAGCGCGGAGCUGUAGCACCGACCCUCACUCCGUCUGGAGCCUCCCCGGCCGCCCUGCAGCCCCACCGCCACCCCAGAGUCCCUCCUGCCCCACGCUCCUGCUCCCUGGUGACGCCCCAAAGCGGGGUUCACACACCCAGGGCAGCAGGAAGAAAACAUGGAAACUUGUGUUUAUAGUCUGUAUUUUUUUUUAUUUCUUUGUAUAGGUAUUUUUAUCUUAUUUCUUUAAAUUUUGUAUUUUGUUGAUUGUAUGAUGACAUAAUAUGUUAGUAUAAUAAGCCAUGAAUACAGUUUAUAAAUACACACCCA